Rangifer tarandus platyrhynchus (Svalbard reindeer) is the source of this 297-nucleotide messenger RNA. The record is from the annotation of a GenBank genome assembly. NCBI's taxonomy places the organism in Eukaryota, Metazoa, Chordata, Mammalia, Artiodactyla, Cervidae.
AUGCCGUCGCCGCUCCCUCGCGCUCUGGAUCGGCCUCCGGAGAAAGCGAGAAGUGCGCGCAGGGAGGACGAGGGUAGAUCAAUGGUCUCCGGUGUCCCCGGCACGAGCUUCCGGGGGUCCUCCCGGCGCAGGAAAGGGAUGCACCCCCAGCCCAGUCAACCCACGCCGUCUCCUCUCGCUCUUUUCACUGGAUCUCGCCUUGGAAUAAUUUGCCACCGCUCCGUCACCCCCUACCCUCAACCCAAACUGCCUGGCGGGGUUGUUUUGGAGAAAAUUGACGCUUCUCUUCUUCUUUGA